Vitis vinifera (wine grape) is the source of this 1350-nucleotide messenger RNA. RefSeq names its product wall-associated receptor kinase 5. The transcript has a single exon. The record is from RefSeq and is a predicted model, not a curated record. Gene Ontology annotation, molecular function: polysaccharide binding. Bases 4 to 942 code for a protein of 312 amino acids. NCBI's taxonomy places the organism in Eukaryota, Viridiplantae, Streptophyta, Magnoliopsida, Vitales, Vitaceae.
GCUAUGCAAGUAAUACUAGAUCAUCCGGUCACCAUCAUCAUCCUCUUGCUAUUCUCAUCGAAGGAAACAGCAGCGUCCAUGGCAAAGCCUGGUUGCCAAGAGACAUGUGGGAACGUUGGGAUUGUUUAUCCAUUUGGUAUUGGCAGAGGCUGCUACCAUGACAAAAAUUUUGAGGUCUCAUGCGCCUACUCCUCCAACCCUCCACGCCCUUCUCUUGUGGUGCUUCAAGUUGAAGUUUUGAAGACGUCACCGGAUAAUGUGAGAAUUUGUGAUUGGACUGUGGCUGCUUGUUACUUUGAUUACACAUCACAAGCGGCAUCGGCUUUUACGCCCAUGGAGCCUUACAGUUAUUCCCACGCAGAAAAUAAGUUUAUAGGCAUUGGGUGUGACAUAGGUGCUUAUAUCGGUGAAUUAAAUCGUACAAGCCGUAGCCUAACAAGAUACGCGGGCGGGUGUGUGUCAGUUUGCCACAUACCUGGAGGUCAAGCCUGGUCUAAUCGUACUUCCUGCUCUGGAAUUCGCUGCUGCCAGACUACUUUCUCAAACGAUCUUUCAAACGUUGAUCUAUGGCUUACCAACAUGAGCAUGUGGUCCAAGGCCAUGGCCGGGUCGAACUCCAAUCCAUGUAGCUUUGCCAUCAUUGCCGAGAAGAACUUCUCGGACUUUGAUCGAUUUGACACCACGUUGUCCGGUGAAAACAAAACCUACUUUUACCCUGCAAUAUUGAAUUGGGCAAUCGGAAACAAAUCUUGCCAAGAAGCCCGAAAAAGAAGCCAUUAUGCAUGUGGCAGCAACAGUCGUUGUGUUGAUUCUGAUCAAGGCAGUGGAUAUAAGUGUCGUUGCAGUCAAGGCUACCGCGGGAACCCUUACCUUCAAGAUGGCUGCAUAGGUACUAUGUUCUUCAUUAUUCUUGGCUUGGUAGUUGGCUACAUAGGAACAUGAAUUUAUUGUUUGUGAAACCAGAAGACUAGAAUUUUCCCUUCUACCACAAUUGCCAAGAAUUCUUCUAUUAGUAGAUAGUACUGCAAUAAAAUAAUGGAAACAUUUUCAAGGCCUCUACCAUUUCCCCUCCAUCAGAAUGAGGGACACCAGUCUGUACCACUCCAACAUGGCCUCCAGCACUCUGAUAAAAGCCCCAAUCCAACAAUUUCCUAGUUUAAAAUUAUUAAUAAGUUUGCUUUUCUGUUUUGGCAUCUUAAAAGAUAUUAAUGAGUGCAUGGACCCAAACAACACUCUUUGCAAAAAAGGAGCUGUAUGCAUAAACACAUAUGGAGGCUACUAUUGUGCCUGCCCACCUGGUUACCAUAGCCAUGAUAGCCAACCUGAACAUGGGUGUGUACGUGACAAAGU